Molecule: messenger RNA, 917 nt
Organism: Daucus carota subsp. sativus
Lineage: Eukaryota; Viridiplantae; Streptophyta; Magnoliopsida; Apiales; Apiaceae
Product: cell division topological specificity factor homolog, chloroplastic
Exons: 2
Coding region: 65-757 (230 amino acids)
Biological process (GO): regulation of division septum assembly; cell division; chloroplast fission
Source: RefSeq, a predicted model, not a curated record
GGGCCGUAACACGAAACUAAAUAAAUGGCUGCAACAAUUUCAAGCAAAGAUAAAGAGAGAGAAAAUGGCGAUGUCUGUAAAUAUUUUGGUCUCUGCAUCAUCACGCGCUUACCCGUCCAGCUGCGUUGGCAACUAUUUGCACUCCUCCAAGGUGGAAUAUACUGGUUUUGUGGAUGGAGGGUUGAGUAAUUCUGGGGGCACUUAUAGGUGCCACCGUUUUGACUGUCAUAAUGUCCGUUGCAAUGCUAAACAAUAUUCUGAUACUGGGGGUGAAUAUGAGUUGUCCUCAAGUUCCAUCAGUCAAGAGGCUGAGAACUUUUUACUCAAUGCCGUAAACAUGAGUUUCUUUGAACGUUUAAACCUGGCGUGGAAGCUAAUCUUCCCAUCGCCUGCAUCCAAGAGGAAGUCUAAUGCGAAUAUUGCUAAGCAGCGCUUGCAAAUGAUUCUUUUCUCUGAUCGAUGUGCAGUUAGUAAUGAAGCAAAACAAAAAAUAGUGGGCAAUAUAGUAGGGGCCCUAUCAGAGUUUGUAGAAAUUGAGUCCCAGGAUAAAGUUGAGCUGAGUGUUUCUACCGAUGCAGCACUUGGAACCAUUUAUUCUGUUACAGUGCCUGUACGACGAGUAAAACCACAAUAUCAAGAAGAUGAUGAAACCGGUACAAUCACAAAUAUUGAAUACAAAGACUCUGGUGAAACUUCUGAGUCCAUUGAUGUCAAGUUCGAUUUCUAUGUUCCAGAUGAAAAUGAAUUUAGAUUCUAAAUCAUGAAAAUGUCAGAGGCUGAAGACGGUAGCAAAAAAUAGAUUAUUUCAAAGCGGCGAUGGCUUCUACCAACAUGUUGCUUCAUAUGACGCACUUAUGGACAUUAAACAUUGUAAAUAAUGACUUUUUCCGCUCAUAUAUAAGAUUUUAUCCUGAAAA